This is a messenger RNA of Durio zibethinus, 2231 nucleotides long. Its product is annotated as Ankyrin repeat family protein. The record is from RefSeq and is a predicted model, not a curated record. Gene Ontology annotation, cellular component: membrane. NCBI's taxonomy places the organism in Eukaryota, Viridiplantae, Streptophyta, Magnoliopsida, Malvales, Malvaceae. Gene Ontology annotation, molecular function: protein binding.
AUCUGAGUGCAACCAAUUCAUAUUUGCAGUGCAAAGGCCUGGAACCUCCUGCCUGGUGUCAAGUAUUGUAAUGAUGAACAAUUUAUUUUCAUCAUUUGACAAAGCAUGGAUGUCCAUGCAUUCGUAGAAGGGAAAAACUGGUCAACCAAAGCAAAUAGUUAAGGUCAAUUUUUGUUUCUCUUGCAGUUUACUCUUUUUUUUUCCCCAUUGUCAAAUAGCUGUUUUUCAUAAGAAAAUGAGGCCUCUGGAAGCUACCCACGGUGCCCUGGCUCCCCCUCCUUAUAAGAAAUCAACAAGCAAUGUUUCAGAUGAGGAUAAAGAUUCAAAGGAUGCAUCCGUUCGAUAUCUGCCCUUGUACAAAGCUGUGGAUAGCGGGGAUUUGGAAGCUACCAAGAAAUUCCUUGACCAACAUCCGGAUGCACUGUACGCUAGCCUUUCCACAGAUGGAGACACAGCCCUUCACAUUGCGGUCCUAGCUGGCUAUGUAGAGGUUGUUGAGGAGUUGGUAGGGCGCAUGUCUGCACCAGAAAUAGUAGUUAAACAGAAAUAUGGUUCAACAGCCCUUGAUUUCGCUGCCAUUGGAGGAGCACCGGAGAUUGCUGAAUUAUUGGUGAAUAAGAAUAGAGACUUGCUUAAAAUUCCGAAUGAUCAUGAUCAGAUCCCCGUUGUUGUGGCUGCUCUCUAUGGACAUAGAGAUUUGGUGCAGUAUCUUUACUUGGAGACUCCGAUAGAAGAGCUUGAUCCUAGUAAAAAUCAUGGAGCUAUUCUGCUUACUGCGUGUAUCAUUGACGAAUUUUAUGAUAUUGCUUUGGAUCUACUCAAGCGCUACCCGCUGUUGGCAAUUGCUGAAGACACAGAUAAAGACACAGCCCUGCAUAUUUUGGCUCAAAAACCAUCUGCAUUCCCAAGUGGAACUCAACUUGCAUUUUGGCAACGGUGGAUAUAUAAAUGCAUUCAUUUACGUCAACAAAAGGCCUCUCUCAACGCAUCUGGAGAUAUUGAAAGGCCUCAUGAAGGUCCAACUCAUCGAAGGAGCUUGACUAACCAAGCACUUCACCAACUAUCAGAAAUAUUCUGGAAAGGCUUGAAACUUUGUGUCCCAGGAGUUACAAGCAUAUAUGAGUUAAAGCUGACACAUCUUCAAGCCAAAGAGCUUCUAACUUGCAUUUGCCGAGAGGUAUCAAAUUUAGAAGACGAGCACAAAUUGGAAGCUCUGAUAAAAAAAGCACUAUUUGAAGCUGUUAAGCAUGGGAUGGUCGAGUUUGUCACAGAGAUCAUGAAACAUUAUCCUGAAGUGAUAUGGUUCUAUGAUGAAAAAGACAGGAACAUAUUUUUUGUUGCAACCGCUGAACGCCAAGAAAAGAUUUUCAGCCUUAUAUAUAAAAUUGGUGCUAAGAAGGAAUCCCUGGCAACUCAUUGGGAUAAGGAUUUUAACAACAUGUUACACCAGGCUGCGUUCUUAUCCCCUUCCUCUCAGCUUGAUCGUGUUUCAGGUGCAGCUCUACAGAUGCAAAGGGAGCUUCAAUGGUUUAAGGAGGUGGAGAGUAUUGUGCAACCCAAGUAUAAGGAGAUGAUGAACAAACAUUAUAAAACACCCCGACUUUUGUUCACGGAUCAACAUAAGAUAUUAGUAGAACAAGGGGAGCAAUGGACCAAGGAAACUGCUGAAUCUUGCACAGUUGUUACUGCUCUAAUCGUCACCAUUAUGUUUUCAGCAGUAUUUACAGUGCCUGGUGGAUAUUAUAAUGACACUGGCGUCCCACUCUACUUGCAUCGAAAUUCCUUCAUGAUUUUCAUAAUAUCUGAUGCAUUAUCACUUUUCACUUCCACAACUUCAUUGCUGAUGUUCUUAGGAAUCCUGACAUCUCGGUACAGGGAAGAAGAUUUCCUCCAGACUGUGCCUACAAAAUUGAUCCUUGGGCUUUCUAUGCUUUUCUUCUCCAUAGCAACUAUGAUGAUAACCUUUGGAGUGGCCUUGUUCAUAGUUCUCUAUGAAAGAAUAGCAUGGGUUUUAUUUCCAAUUAUUUUGCUUGCUAGCCUGCCGGUUACCCUUUUCGCCCUGCUGCAAUUCCCUCUCCUUGUUGAGAUUUUCAUUUCUACUUAUGGACCUGGAAUCUUUGACAAACCAAAGAAGCCCUGGUGUAGAUCAGGUUCUAGCCGCUCUUCAACACGUUGCAUUCGUUAGCUCAGAGCCGCUUACUGCCUCAGUAUGACUACCAAGCAACAGGAUU